AUGUCGGCUCCGUCCACCGCAACUCCCCCCGUCGCCUUCAACAGGCUCAAGCAGAUCGCCACCGACGCCUGCUCCUCUGCCAUCGGCUCCGCCGAGUUCUACGACCACGCCAAAACCGAGCAAUGGAACUCCCAAAUCAUUAACUCCGUCCUGAAGGCCGUCAUCUCCGAGUCCACGCCCCAAGGCGGCUCAGCUCCCACGUUCAAGUUCGCCUGCAACUCCACGAUCGUCCAGCACCUCGUCCCGACGUCCUCGCUCAACAAGUCCAAGGGCACCACCGCCAACUCCGAGGAGCCCCACAUCUCGACCAGCGCCGAGAGCACCGGCAUCGACGGCAAGCCGCACGUCGGCAGGCGCGGCAUGCACAGCGCCACCGGCGCCUACUGGGACGAGAAGAAGGACGGCAUGUGGUCCUACAAGUACGACGGCGGCGAGGGCAAGGGCAUGGAUAAGUCAAAGGAGACCGAGGAUGCUCGAGACGAAGACAAGUCCCAGGAGCCCAGGGCGGAGACUGAGGAGAUCAUCGAAGAGGAUCACCAGGAGGCAGGCUUCGGCGCUCUCCCUCUGCGCUGA
Colletotrichum karsti is the source of this 573-nucleotide messenger RNA. RefSeq names its product dynein light chain. Gene Ontology annotation, cellular component: cytoplasmic dynein complex; cytoplasm. The transcript has 5 exons. Gene Ontology annotation, biological process: microtubule-based movement. NCBI's taxonomy places the organism in Eukaryota, Fungi, Ascomycota, Sordariomycetes, Glomerellales, Glomerellaceae. Gene Ontology annotation, molecular function: dynein intermediate chain binding. The record is from RefSeq and is a predicted model, not a curated record. The coding region runs from base 1 to 573 and encodes 190 amino acids.